UUUUUUUUUCUUUUUUUUCUUUUUAUUAAACAAAAAGAAAUGAAAUUAAUCUACGGCUAUGAAAUAAGUAAAUAGGAUUUAUGAAGCUAAAUAUUUUAAUUUCUAAUUUUUUUUGUCUAGAUGAAUUACCCGGUCAAGUUGGCCAUGUUGUCUGUCCACCUCUCUUAUCUUCGAAAAUUACAGUUUCAAGUGCUAAUAAUACGAAUCGUUGGAUCUUUUAUGGUACUCGUAGACAAAUUCUUGAUUGGAUUCGAGAACAUUCAGAUAUCACACUUGAAUCGGCUAUCUUUAUUGGUGGGAAACAAUGCAAAAAUGAUGCUCAUUCUGAACUGAUAAUCGAUCUUGGAUAUGUGUAUGACCAAGAACAAAGUUAUAGUGAUUAUAUCAAAUCUUAUUUUGUAGAUAUUUAUGAAGUUGAACGAGUCAAAUGCGAAAUUCGACCUCGAAUUGAUUCAAAAGAUAAUAUGAUUCCUUCACUAAGCCGAGUUGUUGUAGCUAAUGGCUGUCGAUUAGGAGACAUAGUAGAUGAUUUAGAGAUUGAAUGGUAUAAACCUGGAGAUUCUUAUGUUCGACAAGCAAUUCAAUUGUUUACAGAUGCACCUACACCAAGUCAUAUUCUAAGUGCAAAGCCGCCUUCUUCAAUUCAAGUAGCUACAACUACAACAAAUAACCCUACUUCAACUUUAAAUACACCUAUGCCAACAGAAAUAGAGUCAUCUGCUCACUGAAACAUACCAUUGUUAUAAUAAAUAAGCUUUUUUUUUUGUUUU
Molecule: messenger RNA, 770 nt
Organism: Cokeromyces recurvatus
Lineage: Eukaryota; Fungi; Mucoromycota; Mucoromycetes; Mucorales; Mucoraceae
Exons: 1
Coding region: 81-728 (215 amino acids)
Source: RefSeq, a predicted model, not a curated record